Molecule: messenger RNA, 892 nt
Organism: Saprolegnia parasitica CBS 223.65
Lineage: Eukaryota; Oomycota; Saprolegniomycetes; Saprolegniales; Saprolegniaceae
Product: pyridoxal kinase
Exons: 7
Coding region: 20-892 (290 amino acids)
Biological process (GO): pyridoxal 5'-phosphate salvage
Cellular component (GO): cytosol
Molecular function (GO): pyridoxal kinase activity
Source: RefSeq, a predicted model, not a curated record
GUGUUUUCAACAUUUUGCCAUGACGGACGCCCGCGUGCUCUCGAUCCAAUCCCACGUUGUCCAUGGCUACGUGGGCAACCGCAGCGCCGUCUUCCCGCUGCAGCUCCUCGGCGUCGAGGUCGACGUCCUCAACACGGUGCAUCUGAGCAACCACACGGGCUACAAGAAGUUCCGCGGGCAGCGCAUGGACGCAGCACAGCUCGAGGAGGUUGUCUUGGGCCUCGAAGAGAACGACCUGCUCAACUACUCGCACCUCUUGACGGGCUACAUUGGCAGCCCCGGUUUGGCCCACGCCAUCGUCAACACGCUCACGAAGCUCCGCGCCAAGAACAAGGACACGCUCUACGUGUGUGAUCCCGUCAUGGGCGAUGAGAACAAGCUCUACGUCCCGCGCGAGCUCGUCGACAUUUACCGCGACCAGAUCAUUCCGCUGGCCGACAUUGUGACACCCAACCAGUUUGAGUGCGAGCUUUUGACGGGUCUGCCCAUGACAUGCGACGCGGACGUCAUCCAAGCGUGUCGCCACCUCCAUGGCAUGGGGCCCAAGAUCGUCGUCAUUAGCAGCUUCCUCACCAGCGACGACGCCGAGACGCUCUUCAUUUAUGCCAGCGAGAAGAUCUCAGGCACAGACUUCCAGCAGUUCAAGAUGGAAAUUCCUCGCCUCCAGGAGUACUACUCGGGCACGGGUGACCUCUUUGCUGCGCUCCUCCUUGGGUGGCUCUCGAAACCCGAUGUGGGGCUGAAGGCGGCUGUCGAGAACAUUGUUGCGUCUAUCCAAGCCGUUCUCAAGCGCACGUCGGCUGCGCAAUCUGCGAACCGCGAGCUCAAGCUCAUCCAGAGCCGCCAUGACCUCGAGUUUCCCACGGUGACGAUCCAUGCAACGGCGUUUUAG